This is a messenger RNA of Symsagittifera roscoffensis, 882 nucleotides long. Its product is annotated as RWD domain-containing protein 4-like. Lineage: Eukaryota; Metazoa; Xenacoelomorpha; Acoela; Convolutidae. The coding region runs from base 316 to 807 and encodes 163 amino acids. Gene Ontology annotation, molecular function: protein binding. The transcript has a single exon. The record is from RefSeq and is a predicted model, not a curated record.
UUACAUUCUGAAGCCUCGCGGAACAUUUCUAACAAUACGCCGCUUUCAGCUAAUUUAUUUUUUUGUUUCGUUUUUGAAAUGUAUUUCUAAGUGUUCAGGCAUGAAAGUCCCAAUGCGAUUAGAUUUAUUGUGCUUUGAAUGCCCGUUCUGCUUUGUUUUUGUAAAUGCGCUUCAAUUAUUGCUAAGUGACCUAAACAAAAUUAUUCAGAUUGCGAUGAAUUGUUGGGAACCUUGCCAUUAAAAUCUCUCCUGAAAAUCUGAUAACAAAUAAUCUAUGCUGAAAAGGUCUUCUUUUUAAAUACGUUCGUUAUUAAAAUGUCUGCCGAAGACUUACAGAAUGAAGAACGAGAAGUUUUGGAUUCAAUUUUUGACGGAGAUGAAAAUUUCAAAGCUAUUGACACCAAUUCAUUCCAGUACACAGUAUACAGCGCAACGUCACCCGAUAAAACAGUAGCUUUAAGGAUUCACUGGUCAUCACAAUAUCCAGAAAUUAUCCCCAAUUUUAGUUUAGAGUUGUCGCACAAUAACCAAAUUCCACCUCAUGUGAAAGCUAACUUGCUAUCAGAACUGAAAACUUUUGCAGAGGAAAACGUGGGAGUUUCGAUGACAUAUCUGAUAGUUGAUUGGCUGAAAGAUAACGUGGACUCAUUAAUACCUUCAGGCUUGAAAAAAGAGGAGGUCAAGUCGGAGCAAUUGACGAAAAGACAGAAAAAUAAACUAUCCAGUUUUGGAAACAGUCAGACAAGGGGUAGAGACUGGGUUGAUAUAAUCCGGCAUUUGUCCCAGAUGGGUUCAGCAGUGGAAUGAAAAUUUGUUUUGUCUACUAUAAUUUUGCUUUUAGUCAUACAUAAUUUAAUGUUUCUUGGGAAAUUUGCAUAUUUU